Ananas comosus (pineapple) is the source of this 1823-nucleotide messenger RNA. RefSeq names its product probable transcription factor GLK1. The record is from RefSeq and is a predicted model, not a curated record. NCBI's taxonomy places the organism in Eukaryota, Viridiplantae, Streptophyta, Magnoliopsida, Poales, Bromeliaceae. Gene Ontology annotation, biological process: positive regulation of DNA-templated transcription. Bases 378 to 1748 code for a protein of 456 amino acids. Gene Ontology annotation, molecular function: transcription cis-regulatory region binding; DNA-binding transcription factor activity. The transcript has 7 exons. Gene Ontology annotation, cellular component: nucleus.
AUAUUACUCAUCCACAGAACCCCUCAAAUUAUUAGAAGCUGAGAGAGAAACUAUGAGAGAGAAGGUCCAAACAAAUGCCCCUUAUAACGAAUCAAAUAAAUCUUGAGGAACUUGUGGUGCUCAUCCUCUCUCUCUCUCUCUCUCUCUCUCUCUCUCUCUCUCUCUCUCUCUCUUCAUACACACCUCCACUGCAAAACCUAAUUAGAAGAAGAAGCAUCUCCUCUUCUCUUUCUAUAACCUCCCAUGCAAUGAUUAGUUUUACGUACUCACAUACACAUGGCACUUCUCUAGCUAUAUGAACACACAUACAUAGCCUCCCUUCAAAUAGGCAAUCUCUUAACUUAAACGCGCACUUUCCUCUUUCUUGUUUGCUGGGAAUGCUCGCGGUGUCGCCGUUGAGGAGCUCCCACGGAGGAGAGAGGGGUUGUGAUGGGGAUGUGGGCGGCAGCGGCUUCGUCGACGACUUCUCCAUCAUCGGUGACGGCGGUGACGACAUGCUCGACGACAUCGACUUCAGCGAGCUCUUCGUGGGGCUCGAGGACGGCGACAUACUCCCCGACCUGGAGGUCGACCCGGCGGAGAUCCUCGCAGAGCUCUCGGCCUGCGAGCCUUCUUCGGUCGCGACACGUACGUCGGCGGAGGAGGGGUUGGUGAGAGAGGAGGAGUACAAUAAGGGGGGUGGUGGUGGGGGUGAGGAGGAGGAGGAGGAUAAGGAGGUUGUGACCAUGGCGGAGAUGCGGAGGAGGGAGGGUGAUGCGUCGACCGAUGGUAACGCGGUGGCAGCGGACACGAGGUCGUCGUCGUCGUUGUCGUCAUCGUCGUCGGAGGGGGAUAAUAGGCGGAGGAAGUCUCCGUCCGCGGCGGCAGCGACGGCGAAGAAUUCGCAAGGGAAGCGGAAAGUGAAGGUGGAUUGGACGCCGGAGCUGCACCGGAGAUUCGUUCAAGCGGUGGAGCAGCUCGGGGUCGACAAGGCGGUGCCGUCGAGGAUUCUGGAGCUCAUGGGGAUCGAUUGCCUCACGCGCCACAACGUCGCGAGCCAUUUACAGAAAUAUAGGUCUCACCGGAAGCAUUUGCUGGCAAGGGAGGCCGAGGCAGCGCAGUGGAGCCAAAGGCGGCAAAUGUACGGCGUAGGCGGCCCCAGCGGCGGUGUGAAGAGGGACGUGAACCCAUGGCUCGCGCCGACAAUCGGCUUCCCUCCGCCCCCUCCAGUCCCGCAUUUCCGGCCUUUACAUGUGUGGGGACAUCCGACGGUCGAUCCGCCAUUGGUUCAUAUGUGGGCACGGCAUCUGGCCCCUCGGUCUCCUUCACCGCCGUGGCCUCCUCAGGCCCCGGUUCCUCCGCCGCCACCGCCCGAUCCUUCUUAUUGGCACCACCACUACCAAAGGGGUGCACAUAGCUUGACUCAAGGAACUCCGUGCUUCCCUCAGGCAUUGCCAGUAAUGAGGUUUCCUGCUUCUGCGGUGCCCGCCGUCAUUCCGCAUCCCAUGUACAGGCCAAUUCCUCCUCCUACAACCGCCAAGAACGCGAGCUCGCAAGUUCCGUUAGAUCCUCACCCAUCAAAGGAGAGCGUAGACGCAGCUAUUGGAGACGUUUUAGCAAAGCCAUGGUUGCCACUUCCUCUUGGGUUGAAGGCCCCAUCAACAGAGAGUGUUAUGAUGGAGCUACAAAAGCAAGGAAUAUCAAAAGUUCCCCCAACAUGUGGCUCAUCAUGUGGGAAUUACUCCGUACUAACAACUACUGCAUCAUGAUCACUCUCAUGCAUAUAUAUAUAUAUAUAUAUAUAUAUAUAUAUAUAUAUAUAUAUAUAUAUAUAUAUAUAUAUA